Molecule: messenger RNA, 1308 nt
Organism: Klebsormidium nitens
Lineage: Eukaryota; Viridiplantae; Streptophyta; Klebsormidiophyceae; Klebsormidiales; Klebsormidiaceae
Source: the annotation of a GenBank genome assembly
AUGGUUUGGCUGAAAGGCAAAGAGCGGCCAAAGCCAUCGGCAAAUCGAAGGGUGGCCCCUGCACCCCCACCCCCACCCCCUCCACCUGGAAGAUCGAAGCGGGCGACCAACAUGUUUGAGACCAACCUGCGCGCACGCAGAGUCGCGGGGCAUAAUGCACCGGUUCUCGCCAAGGUAGCCCGGCGCUACACAGGGAGCAAUCUGUCAAAUGCCAACAUUCUGCGCAAUUACAGUCACAAGUACAAGUGGAUCAUGGAUUCGGUCGCUCUGGCAGAUGCAGAGCGCAAAAAGCUCAAGUUGCCCGUAAACGUGGUUGGCCAUAUCAUUCCAAAGGAGCCUGGAUGGAGGGUGGCAGAGGUGGGGGUGUUCCUGGGCGACCUCUCAGCAUUCAUGCUGUCACUGGAGCCAGCGGAGCUGCACCUCAUCGACCCAUUCGAGGGGCAGCUGGUUUCGGGCAAUCGGGACGGUGACUCUAUCCGCACGUGCCAUGGGAACGAUGCGAUUGAGUAUGUGCGGCGACGGUUCGAGGGUGACAACAGGGUGUUCAUCCAUCGGGCGUGGUCCCCGCAAGGACUGCUGCAAUUCUACAGGGGGUACUUUGACCUCGUGUACCUGGACGGGUCGCACACUUACGAGGACGUGAAGAAGGAUCUGGCGGCGGCCUUGACCAGAGUGAAGCCAGGGGGGUUCAUCUGCGGACAUGACUAUGGGGCGAAUCCGAAAAAGCCUUGGGUCCUCAUCCGGCGAUCGGAGGUCUUGAGGGGCAUUGGAGGGGCACACGAGCUAGGGCUGUUUGCGGCGCGCCCGAUGCCAGCGGGGACCAUCAUUGGGAGAUACCUGGGCUUUGUGUUGGGAAAGCGAGGGAGAAGGCAAGUAGAGAGGGAGGCAAAGGUGCUGGAGGAUGCGGGCAAGGCAGCCUACCUACUGACGAUAAGGGGCAUCAUUGUGGACGGCUCAAGGCCACCUCAGAGUGAUGAGGAGCAGCUUGCGGUGGCUGGCACGGUGCUGUUCCCAACAGACGAGUACGACUACCCUGGGGCUCACAUGCACAUCAUGAACGAUGGGCACGGCAUGCCGUAUCCAAACAACGUCAUGAUUGACGCAGACGGGUUUGCCAUCACAAUGGUUGACGUUCCCGCUUACGCCCCAAAGGGCUCGCAUGAGGCAAAGGCUCUGAGCGAACUCCUGUGGGAUUACACGGACAGCUAUUGGGAGAUGAUGGACUCUCUGCUGGCUGCAAACAAGAAGCGGAAGGGAGAUGCAGCACGGAAUGAGAGAUAUGCAAAGAGGGCGAAGAUUGGGAAGUAG